This is a messenger RNA of Selaginella moellendorffii, 1172 nucleotides long. Its product is annotated as protein N-terminal asparagine amidohydrolase. Gene Ontology annotation, biological process: ubiquitin-dependent protein catabolic process. Bases 1 to 840 code for a protein of 279 amino acids. Gene Ontology annotation, cellular component: nucleus. Lineage: Eukaryota; Viridiplantae; Streptophyta; Lycopodiopsida; Selaginellales; Selaginellaceae. The transcript is spliced from 7 exons. The record is from RefSeq and is a predicted model, not a curated record. Gene Ontology annotation, molecular function: protein-N-terminal asparagine amidohydrolase activity.
AUGGUUCUUUUGGCUUGGCUCUUGGGUCAUCCCACUUUGGUAGCUGAUGCUUUAAAGGCAUCGCCGGCGAUAGAGAUCAAACAGUCCAGCACUCCGCGUUUCGUGUGUGUUUUGCAAAAGGAAUUCGCGACCGCUAUUCCAGCGCUUGUGGAUUUUGUUGGCACAGAUGAUGCAACAACUUGUGUGGGAGUGCAAAUCCGGACUGUAAGGAUGCUCCAAGUUGGUGUGUUACGCUUCUAUGGGACACUCUUGGCCUCUGUGCCUAGAACUUGUCGAGGAGUUGCAAGCUCUGCUUACAAGCUGGAAAUCCGGACGCUUUGCAUUCUCCGGCAUAACACUGUCACAAGCGAUGGGGGUUAUCCUUGUCCUGCUGUGAGAGGCUUCGCGAUCGAAACAAAAUCUGGACGCUGUUUUCCAGCGAGCUUUUCAGCUGACGCCAGGGGUCCGGACGAAAUCAUUCGAGCACUCUUGAUGCUGGCGGGGCCGGCAACCAGGCUCCGCCUCCCGUAUGACACCGAGUCGGACACUUUCUCGAUCAAACCAUUCCAGUGGAGCCGAGGAUGGAAAAUGCUCGCAGCGCAGUCGCUAGCUCUGUCUGAUGCCGAGCUACUCCAGACUCGAUCAACGUCUCCACACGCAGAGAGCCCGAGCUUCGUCACCUCCAUCAGAAGGAUGGACACUUAUAUUUACAACCAUCCCGACUGGGAACACGCAUUUCCAAACCGAGAGAGCCGAAGGUUAGUAAGAGAUCCUGGAACUGGGAGAUGGAUGCGAGCGGAAGACCCAAACUCAAGAAGAGUUGCGAGCACAGCCAAAGCUUUAUGGGAGCUCUCGCUUUGAAAACCACAGGCUCUUCGUCACCACAUCCCGAGAGAGAGCUUUGCUACGACAGAUUCUCAAGCGAGGCAAUCCACGAAGAGAGUCUCGCGUUUACUUGCACUGGUAUCUCGUCGUGAGGACAGUGUCCGGCUUGGAGCUUCAUGAGCGUUGCGUCGUUGUAAAGAGCUUGGAUCUUGUCAGCUUUAGAAGACGGGGCCAGUGGAUCCGACUCUCCCCACAGUACUAGCAGUGGACAAUCCAAAUCUCGCAAAAGUUUCUCCAGGGAUAAAUCAGAUGGCUGGAACAAGAAGCGAGAGAUCAUCCUGUUCCAAGAAAAAAAAGCCAUUCUUUUC